Molecule: messenger RNA, 3690 nt
Organism: Helianthus annuus (common sunflower)
Lineage: Eukaryota; Viridiplantae; Streptophyta; Magnoliopsida; Asterales; Asteraceae
Product: putative leucine-rich repeat-containing protein DDB_G0290503
Exons: 4
Coding region: 2051-3457 (468 amino acids)
Source: RefSeq, a predicted model, not a curated record
AGUAGAGGUAGUACAUUUUGCUUGUAAUGUUGUACGGUGGUUUUCAGAAAACCUAGGCCUGCUGGGCUGUUAGCGUUAUUUUCUUCUCUAUCCUUGCUUCACCCUCAUCACCACUCCAGACCACCCCUUCAUCCCUACGUCAACCAAAACACUCAUCUCUUCCCUUCCUCCUCUUAUAUCAGACUCAAAAUUGACAUUAGGGUUUACUUAUCGAAGAUGGGGGACGACCAUAAGCUCGGAGAUCCAUUGAUAUGCUGGAAGCGAAGCUUAUCUAUAAACAAGAAACAUCCGGUACGGCAUUCAGAUGAAAUAGAUGGAGAAAGAAAGAGAUGGAGGGAGACGGCGUGAAGGACAAGGAGGCUGACCACCAUCGUUAGAGGGAGGCUUGGCGUUGGCAUCAUCACAUUCAGAUGAAAUAGAUGGAGAAAGAAAGAGAUGGAGGGAGACGGCGUGAAGGACAAGGAGGCUGACCACCAUCGUUAGAGGGAGGCUUGGCGUUGGCAUCAUCACCAUCCACACGCUGGUUGUAUUCCGGCGAACCUAGGGUUCUGCUGUGACUUCCGACGGUGGUGGAUAGGGUCAAAUCAACCACCAAAACCGGCGGCGACUAGGGUUUCGUGGUGUAAGGGGUUGCUGAUGAGAUUCAAAUCCCACUCAGGGAGAUUUUUGUUGAGUAUCUUGAGAGAAAUGCGAUAAAUAUUUCGGGUGGUGUUUUAAGUGGAGUCCAACGCAGAGCUUCGUAGAAACUCAACGCUAAAAGCACCAAGAAGAUUGUGCUGAGGUUGCAAGCAUGUGUCCCGGCAUCCAAUUAAGGUUAGCUUUGAAUCUCUUUUGAUGUUUUUUUAUUUACUUUUGUUGUUGUUACUGUUGCUUUUUUUAUGUUUUGUGCAUAGAUGCAAACAUUUUGACAUUGGUGGAGACAAAGGCCAAUGGAACUAAACAAAAAAGAUGCAAACAUUUUGGCAUUGGUGCAGAGAUGCAAACUUUUUGACAUUUGUAUACGUCGUAUGUGUUAAUUCGUCGAAUAACUUGAUUGAUUAGGAAAAUGUAUUUUGCGCAACUUAUGUAACUAACAUGCUUGGUGUUAACAUCCUAAGUUGCGACCAUAAUACAUAUACAAAUCUAGGCAUAAACUCUUGGUUUAACGGAAAUAUAAAUCUAGCCCCCGCCGCAUCGCGGCAGGUUACUUUUCUAGUUGAGUUCUAUUUGGUAGGGGUUCAUUUUCCCAGACAACUAUAGCAUUAAAUGAUUAUUUAUUUUUCUGAUCACUUGCUUCAGAACCAAGCAACUGUAUUCAUGAACAGAAAAUAAUCAAAAGCAAUAAAAUGCUCAGAAAAUAAUUAUAAUCAUGAGCAAAAAGUGGUGAAAUUACAAGUUUAACUAGUAUUAAGGGGUCCCGCGUUACGGCGGAGGCAUAGACCGUGCCAAGUAGCAUUAAUGCUACACAACUACAAGCGACCAACAACACCGGAAAAGUUCAUAAAAACAAAAUAAAUAAAAAGGAAAAAAUAAUACCGAACGAAAAGCAUACGUAAAAUCGUUGAACCACGUAUGCCAGUUGCGACAUGUUAAUACGAAGAAAUUAGACUGAAAUGUAAAAAUAGAAAAGAGUAACUAAGUCGAUCUAAGACAACGCGCGUUGCGACGAACCUGUCAAACAUGGAAAAUAAACGCAUUGUGACGGUCUUGUCAAAUGGGAAAAAAAUAGUCAAAAAAAACUUUUAAACCCACAUGUACGUUACAACGUGUUUACUCGCAAAAUUAGAACGAACCGUAAAACAAAAAAAUUGCAAAAAAUGAAAAAUACUUGGAUUAAAGUUGAAAAUAAACAUUUGUUUGUGUUGUAUGAAAAAGUAUCGAUAAAGCAUCAAUCACUUUGUACCAAAUCUCUUAAAGUACAGGGGUCCUUUUCGUAAGUACAAACAACAUUAAGGGGUCAUAAUAAAACUUUCAUUUUCUUCAAAAUCGUUAAUCAAACAAACAACGUCUUUCACAAAACAGAAAUCAAAAUUUUCACAUUUCAAACAAUCGAUCGUCUCAUUGUAGCAAAAUGAGCUUAAAAGGUGACCGGAUCACCGAUUACCGGUCGGAAUCUUCAUCUAUGACGGCGGAGGAGCUCGUGUUGAAGCUCCGAUCAUCGUUUUUUCCACUGGAGUUUCAGUACGUUGCGAAAACGUUAAACGAUCGUGAAGAACAGUUGAAACAGAUGAAUGUUGAAUUGAAAACGAAGGCUGAAGAGGAGAAAUGUGUGCUGGUGAUGGAGAAUGUUAAGUUAAAGGAUGAGAUUCAUGCGAUUAAGAAGGUGAAUGGUGAGAAUGAAGUGAAAUUUAGGGUUUUAAAGUGUGAAUUGGAGAAGACACAGAGUGAUUUUGGUGAGAAUGAGGAGAAAAUUAGGGUUUUAGAUGAUGAGUUGAAGAUGAAACAGGAUGAGUUGGAGGUGAUGAAGACGGUGAAUUGUGAGUAUGAGGGGAAAAUUAGGGUUUUAGGUGAUGAGUUGGAGAAGAAACAAAGCGAGAUUGAAGCAGUGAGAAAGGCGAACGGUGAGUAUGAUAUAUUAUUUAGGGGUUUAAAUGAUGAGUUAAAAAAGCAACUAAAUGAGAUUGAUGCAGUGAUGAAGGUGAAUGGUGAGUAUGAGAAGAAAUUUAGGGUUUUAGACGAUGAUUUGAAGAAGAAAGAGAAUGAGAUUGAGGCGAUGAGGAAGGUGAAUGAUGAGUAUGAGGGAAAAAUUGAGGGUUUAAGUGAUGAGUUGAAGAAGAAACAAAAUGAGUUGGAUGCGAUGAGUAAGGCGAAUGUUGAGUAUGAGAGGAAGUUUACGGGUUUAAAUAGUGAGUUAAAGAAGAUGAAAAACAAGUUUGAUGCGAUAAGGAAGACGAAUGACGGGUAUGUGAUGAAAUUUAGGGGUUUAAAUGAUGAAGUGAAGAAGCACCAAAACGAGAUUGAUGCAACGAGGAAGACAAAUAAUGAGUAUGAGAUAAAAUUCAAGGGUCUAAAUGAUGAGCUGAAGAAGAAACAAGAUGAGAUUGAUGUGAUGAGGAAGGCGAAGAAUGAGUAUGAAGGAAAAUUUAACGGUUUGAAUGAUAAGUUGAAGAAGCAACAAAACGAGAUUGACGCGAUGAAGAAGGUGAUCGAUGAGUACAAGAGCAAAUGUAGGGUUAAUGAGAAGCGGCCUUUGGAAUUUGAUGCUUUGGUUUUCGGUUCAGAGAAAAUUGCUAAGAAAUCGAUGGCUUCAAGGAACAAACAAAAAGACCGUGCUGUACCCAAGUGGCAUGAGAUUAUUCAGAUUGAUGACGAUGACGACGACGAUCUAAAGUUUUUCUCAGCAAAUAAAAGAAGACGGGUUUCUGAUGAAACCAAAACCAAGCCGACGUUCUCAUCGCUGCUUUUUAACAAAUGCCGAAAUAAAAGUGACUCUUUCCGCCCGAAUUUAAGAAGUCAGGAACAAAGGCCUGAUGAUUAGACAUGAAACACCGAAAUUGCUGUAAAUAAUUGUUUUUAACUAUUUUUUUUUAUUUUUUUUCGGUUUUUUCAUCAUCGUGAAGGUAGAUCUAACAAAUUAGUGCAGUGCGAUUAUGAAACCAGCUUAUGGUGAGUUGUAUCUAUCCGUAAAGCUUUAUAAGGUUGCUAUUAACUGAAUGUUUUAAUGACAAUAUAGUAGUUUCAUUUCAAUUUAUAAGAGCAUACUUCUUGUCA